ACGGAAUGUAUUGACUGUUGUUGCACAUAUUGCAGCUCUAUCACCAUCUGACUGAUCUGUCACUUUCAAAGGGAAUGGGAGUGAUACACGUAACCUCGCCUAUUAGCUUAAGAUAUCUAACAAGUGUCCACGUACGCUUAGAGAACAAAUAAUUAUUUUUUAAUUCGCCGCUAUCAUGAAACUCGGCUGACGUGCACACGCAUGUGUUAAUCGUUAUAAUCGCUUAAAUAAAAUAUCGUUAUUUGAUUUUGCGUGCAAUUUUUUUAAGGCUUCGAAAAUGGAGCAGAUAAAGAUCCCCAAGGUAGAAAACGUGAGGAUGCUAGACAAAUAUAGCAAUAAUCAUUCCAUUGGCACACUCUACCUAACAGUGACACAUCUCAUCUUUGUUGAAAGAAGCGGCAAAAAGAAGAUAUGGGUUUUAUAUACGCAUAUUUCUAAUAUAGAGAAACAGCCGUUGACGACCACAGGAUCACCAUUGUAUAUUAAGUGCAAGCAUUUCUUCAUUGUCACAUUUGUCAUCCCAAAGGAACGCGAUUGCCAUGAGAUUUAUCUCACAUUAUUAAAAUUAUCCUGCCCAGCUAGUAUAGAAGAUUUAUAUUGCUUCAAUUAUCAAGAAAAUAAGGACACACUACCUCAGCAUGCAGGAUGGAAUUUCUUCAAUGUACAAAGUGAAUUUCAACGGCAAGGAGUUCCUAACGAGGAAUGGUCACUUUCGUAUUUAAAUACUAAUUAUGAGCUUUGCGAUACUUAUCCUAGGUACUUAUAUGUUCCCAGUGCAUCUACUAAAAACAUUUUAUUAGGCAGUGCAAAGUUUAGAAGCAGAGGGAGGCUACCAGUUUUAACGUACUUGCAUUCAAAUAAGGCUGCCAUUUGCCGCUGCAGUCAACCACUCUCAGGAUUUAGUGCACGGUGUCCUGAAGACGAAGAAAUGAUGCAUAAUAUAUUAUGUACAAAUCCUAAUUCUCGGUAUAUGUACGUUGUCGAUACAAGGCCGCGGAUUAAUGCCUUUGCUAACAGAGCUGCAGGGAAAGGAUAUGAGAACGAAAAUUUCUAUGACAAUAUUAAAUUCCAUUUUUUCGGAAUAGAGAAUAUUCAUGUGAUGAGAACGAGCUUAAAUAAGCUUUUGGAUUUACAAAGAUCAACCUCUAUGAGUGCAUUCUUAAGUGGUCUAGAAAGUAGCGGUUGGUUAAAGCAUAUUCGCUCUAUUCUGGAAACCGCUUGGUUCAUUGCACGAGCAAUUUUGAACGGCGUAAGCGUAGUAGUGCAUUGUAGUGAUGGAUGGGAUCGCACUGCGCAAGUGUGCUCUCUGGCCGCAUUACUAUUAGAUCCAUUUUAUAGAACCAUCCAAGGUUUUCAAGCUUUAAUAGAAAAGGAUUGGCUAUCGUUUGGUCAUAAAUUUAGUGAUCGUUGUGGCUAUGUUAGUAGUGAUGGUAAAGAACUCGCACCAAUAUUUACACAAUUUAUAGAUGCGACAUACCAACUGCUACAGCAAUAUCCAUAUAAAUUUCAAUUUAAUGAAUAUUUUCUUGUAACGUUACACGAUCAUGUACAUAGCUGUCAACACGGCACAUUCAUCGGAAAUUCGGAGAAAGAAAGGCAAAUAUUAAGAUUGUCUGAACGAACGUAUUCGUUAUGGGGCUACUUAGCGAAUAAUAUGAAUGAAUAUAUAAACCCAAUCUACAGAUGCAAUCGUUAUAAUAACGAAGACACUGCUGAUAUUCUUCAACCUAAAUUGGCACCUCAAUCUAUCGUUCUUUGGAGAGGCUUGUACUUUAGAUUUGAAAAUGGAAUACAUCCUAGAGAAACGUGCGAAGACUUAAUUCUGACAAUCCACGAUCACACAAGUUCCUUAGAAGAUCAUGUAAAGCUUUUGUUAAAACGAGUAAAUUCUUUGGGGCAACUUUUAAAUACCAGUAACACUCAAAAGAAGGGAAAGUAUAAAUUUGACACUAAAUUCACGAAGGAAUCUUUGUCAGAUAGUAUAAUAGAGAACACCGCAAAUCACGAUGAAAAAACGAGAGCUAAACUAAAAGCAAAUCAAUUGGAAAAUGAAUUAAAGACAGUUGCCUUAGAAUGGAAAUCGUCUCGAAAUAUGGAAGAAUGUGGAUGCUCUACCACAUUCGAUGCUUUUAACAAAAAGCAUCAUUGUUGGUCCUGUGGUGAUGUACUAUGCACAAGAUGCAUGACAGUGCAUACUAAAUUAUCUGGACAUCUGUCACAACGUGCCGUACCCACGUGCAAAUCGUGCUAUCAAAGUUUUAGCAUAUCUACCACUAGUCCUUAAACGUGCAAUUAUACUACUUUAUAUUUGUAUGCACGUUUUUUUUUUUAGCAAAAUAAUGAAGAAGCGUAACAUAUAUAUCGCAUAUA
Messenger RNA from Cyphomyrmex costatus, 2370 nucleotides. It is a transcript of the gene Mtmr6, whose product is annotated as Myotubularin related protein 6. NCBI's taxonomy places the organism in Eukaryota, Metazoa, Arthropoda, Insecta, Hymenoptera, Formicidae. The transcript has 13 exons. The coding region runs from base 278 to 2284 and encodes 668 amino acids. Gene Ontology annotation, molecular function: phosphatidylinositol-3,5-bisphosphate phosphatase activity; metal ion binding; phosphatidylinositol-3-phosphate phosphatase activity. Gene Ontology annotation, biological process: phosphatidylinositol dephosphorylation. Gene Ontology annotation, cellular component: cytoplasm. The record is from RefSeq and is a predicted model, not a curated record.